This is a messenger RNA of Phanerochaete carnosa HHB-10118-sp, 824 nucleotides long. RefSeq lists its product as uncharacterized. Gene Ontology annotation, cellular component: U2-type spliceosomal complex; U2 snRNP. The record is from RefSeq and is a predicted model, not a curated record. The annotation marks the transcript as partial. Gene Ontology annotation, biological process: mRNA splicing, via spliceosome. Lineage: Eukaryota; Fungi; Basidiomycota; Agaricomycetes; Polyporales; Phanerochaetaceae. The transcript has a single exon. Gene Ontology annotation, molecular function: RNA binding.
UUGAUUACAGACACCUGUUGCGCCAGUCCUCAAGCGCAUCAAGAAGCGCAAAGAGCCUGAAGACUUCACGUCCGACACCACGGGCCAGGACGCGGGACCUUCGUCCAAUAAAGGCAAAAAGAUGAAGAGUAACGGCGACAAGCCGCCGGAGCGCAGGUCGAAGAACACGGCAGUGUACGUGACGGGCCUGCCUUCAGACGCGGACCAAGACGAGAUUAUGGAGCGUUUCAGCAAAUGUGGGCUCAUCGAGGAGGACGACAAGGGCGAACCGAAGAUUAAGAUGUAUGCGCGCGAGGACGGGUCAUUCAGCGGCGAAGUCCUCAUCGUGUACUUCAAGGAGGAGAGCGUGAUGCUCGCGGAAAGUAUCCUGGACGAUGCGGAGCUGAGACUCGGGGAGUCCUCGACGCGCAUGCGCGUGCAGAAGGCGGAUUUCUCGCAUAAGCACGAAUCGGGAAGUGUGGAGGGAAGUGUAGACGCGAGACUCCGGAAGACGGUCGACAAGAAGAAGGCAACGAAGAGAAUCGGGAAGAUGGUGAAGUGAGUGUAAUGCUUGUUUGGCCUCUGGCCGUCGGUCUCACUGCAACGCCAGGAAGCUACGCGAAUGGGAUGAUGAAGACGGUUUCGGCCCUUCCAUCACGGAUGACGAUAAGUCUCACGCAGCGAACCAGAUGAGUCGCGUUGUUGUGCUUAAGCGCAUGUUCACUCUGAGAGAGCUUGAAGAGGACGCAUCCUUGCUUCUUGACUUGAAGGAGGAUGUCCGAGAAGAAUCCGAGACUUUGGGCGAAGUGACAAACGUUGUGCUGUACGAUGUGCGUACCCUCUCG